This is a messenger RNA of Penaeus monodon (black tiger shrimp), 9096 nucleotides long. RefSeq names its product B-cell lymphoma/leukemia 11A-like (gene Cph). The record is from RefSeq and is a predicted model, not a curated record. Gene Ontology annotation, cellular component: nucleus. Gene Ontology annotation, biological process: regulation of transcription by RNA polymerase II. The transcript is spliced from 3 exons. Gene Ontology annotation, molecular function: RNA polymerase II cis-regulatory region sequence-specific DNA binding; DNA-binding transcription factor activity. Bases 1078 to 3882 code for a protein of 934 amino acids. Lineage: Eukaryota; Metazoa; Arthropoda; Malacostraca; Decapoda; Penaeidae.
GCCUCGGCCACCACUGCUCAGUCACCCAGCGGACCCUGUAGUGUGAGGACGUCUCGCUGCCACCGCCCACUCGCCGCUCAGUCCACCACUGGCACUCGACCCAGGCGGCGGCGAAACAGCGGCGGUCUGUCUCUUGCGCCGCGACCCGCCCCUGAGUGCGUGUGUGCGUGUGUGUGCGUGUGACACCCCAACGUGGACUAUCUUCGCUUAUUUUACUCUACGGUGAUCCGAGAAAAAAGAGAAAGAGAGAAAAAAAAAGGGGGAAAGAGAGGAAAAGAAAAUCUGAGAAACCUUUAUUUAGUUUCGGUUCGAGAAGAAUUUUCUUCCUUUUUUUUUUAAGUUUCCCUUUUUUUUUUUAAAUUUUGUUCCGAGGAAAAUAUUUACGAGAGAGAAGAGAAGAGAGACUGCCCGUGAUCCCCCUAUUGUUUCCCCCCGACCGAGGCAUGGGAUAAGGAAGAAGAAACUCGCCAGAUAUAUUACUCAAAAAUCAUAUCUAUUUUUCCCCUCGCGAGCCCUUCUUAUCGUUUACUCAAGUUUGUUGCUUUAAAAAGGAAACGAUGAGAGAGAAACGACUUCCGGCGACUUUUGAAAAGAGGAAAAAAUAGAAAAGCUCCCUUUUUUUAUUUGGAAAAAAUGAUCUGAUUAAGAGAGAAAAAAAGUAAGAUUGUUUUUUUAAAAAAAGAAGUAAACAUCACAGCUGACAACUUGUUUUGUUUAUUUUGUUUGGUUUUAUCUUUUGGUUUGUGACCAGUGAAGUUCUCUCUCCCUCCUGAAGAAAGGGAGAGAUUUUGAAGAAAGAGAAAAAGGGGGAAAGAAAAUAAAUAAGAAAAGAGAGAGGAAAAAAUAGUGUUACCUCCGAAGGAGGUGUAGACGAAGGAGUAGAAGAAAGAAAGAGAAAAAAAAGGAAAAGAAAAGCAUACAACAAGAACUACCAAUAAAAACAAAAACAAAACGACCCCCCCACCCCCCUCAAACGCAAAAUAAAACACACAAACCAAAAAUACCCGGGGACAGCAGCGAGUGCGAUUGGUUGGGCAUGUUAUCAGAAGUACAGCCGUGUUACAGCCUGCCUCCUGUAUGAAACUCCGAAAUCCUGAACCGCAGAAGAUGGAAGUGCUGUAUCCGGGAAACCUAGCUCUCUUGAGCAUGUUCCUCAAAAACCCUGACAACGAGAAAGAUGAGAUUAAGAAAGAUGAGAGAAAGAAAGGCGACGGGCCGGGCGAGUGCGCCGACGUGCUGACGUGCGGAGUGUGCCAGAAGGACUUCCUUUUGGCCGACAUCCUCCGCUUCAUCCAACACAAGGUCCACAACUGCCAGGCGCCAACACCCCCGUGCGGAGGCCAGGACACGCCCUCGGGAGGCGGCGGCGGCGGCGAGCGCGAGGACACCCCCUCGGCGCGCCCGCCCUCCGCCACCGCCGCGCGCGACCACAAUGGCGACUUGGGCUGCGAUUCGCCGUCGGACCCUUCGAGCCCCGCCGCGCCCGUCAAGGAGGAAGGCGACGACUGCAAGGCGGACGAGAAGCGCAAGCGGGACGACGAGGACGACGCGCCCGCCAGGAAGAAGCCCCGCAGCACGCAGGACGCCGAGGCCAACACCACAGACUCCGAACCUGCGCGAUACGUGUGCGGGACGUGCGGCGCCGUGCUAGGUUCAGCGUGGUCGCUCGUGCAGCACGUGCAGUCCUCGCACGGCAUCAUCAUCUACCAGGAGGCCCCCGGGGCUACCCCUCUGUCCACGCCCUCGACGCCCCCGGGCCUCCCGCGCCCGUCGCACUCGUCCCCGCUGGCGUCCGUGUCGUCCACCGCCCCCACGGCGUCCGCGCCCCACCCGCCGCCCCUGCAGCUGCUGGACCCCGCCAAGGUGGACCUGACCAAGGUGGACAUCACCAAGGUGGACCUGUCCAAGGUCGACCUCAGCAAGAUCGUCCCGCCCGUCACUUCGGGUGCCACGCCUCUGCCGCCUCACCCGCCCGUGACGGCGCCCCUCCUCGACCCGACACAUCCGUUCAACCUGCUGCGGAUGCCCCUCGGAGACGCGCGCGCGCCCUUCCCCCCCGGACUCGCUCCGCCCUUCGUCCGGCCGGGCCACGACUUCCGCAUGGACCAGCUCCUGCAGGAGGGUCUCCGUCUCAACCCCGGUCUGUUGCCGCCGCACUUCGAACGGCCGCCCUUUCUUGACCCCGGGCUGGGUGCACCCCGCCAUACGGCGCCCACGCCCCUAACUGCUGGCGGAGACCCCAACCUUGAUUUCUACUCACAGCGACUCCGGCAGCUGGCGGGCACGACCAGCCCCACCAGCUCCACCUCGCCGCGGAAGCCCUUGCCAACGCCUCCUCCCCCGCCCUUCUCCUCCCCCAACGCCCCCACUCCCUCCAGCCUGGCGCCCUCACAGACGCCCACCUCCACCCGAUGCGAGGCCCUCGCGCAGCAGCACGAGAGGCGCUUCAAGUGCCCCACGUGCUGCAAGUGCUUCCGGUGGGAGAGCAACCUAGCCAUCCACCAGCGCGUGCACACGGGCGAGAAGGACAUCCGCUGCCCGAGAUGCCCGGAGACGCUGCCGACGCCGCAGAAGCUCCGCAUGCACAUGAAGGCCCACAGGAAGAACUGCAACACCGAGAGCACAUCGCCCGACUCCUCGCGCCCUCAGACCGAGGACGACGUCGACGACGAGGAGGAGGAAGAGGAGGAGGAGGAGGAGGAGGACGAGGAGUUGGACGAAGAGGAGGACAACCCCUCCGUGUGCGACAGCAAUGACGAGGACGACGACAUCGUGGAGGAGGAGGCCGAGGACGACGAGCCGGAGGACCUGUCGACCACGUCUAAGUCCACGGGCUCGGCGCCCGCCCCGCAGAGCGUGUCCUCCAGCACCACCGACAGCAGCAGCAAGUCCAGAUCCGAGCAGCAGAAGUCCGUGGUCGGGGAGCUCAUGGACAAGUUCGGGCUGGCCAACAUCUCGGCCUACAGCGAGGCCUACCACCAGGCCCUGAAGGAGUCGGGCCGCCUCCCGCCGCCGCACAUCGGCAAGGACGGCGAGAAGAUCCACACCAACGGCAUGGAGAAGCUCAAGCUACGAGACGACCUGACCAAGGGCCUGAUGGGCUCGCAGCCCUCGCUCGACCUCGCCCACCAGACGCUGCUGGGCGCCUUCGACAACCCGUACGAGGCCCAGAAGCGGCUGGCAGCCGCGCAGAGGGACAGCAGCCUGUACGCAGGCCUGUGGCUCCCCAACCUGGCUGGCACCGGCACCACCCCCAGGGACCUGUUCCCGGGGCUCCCGCCCUCCGAGGGCAACUUCCUGCAGCGGAAGAUCCUCGACGGCGCCGUGAAGCCCGGCGAGAUGUCUCUCGCGAAGCCGGGCACGAGCUCGGCGCCCAACACGCCCAUCUCGCUGGUGCCGCCGUCGAAGAAGGAGAAGCGGAACGACACGUGCGAGUUCUGCGGCAAGGUGUUCAAGAACUGCUCCAACCUGACGGUGCACCGGCGGUCCCACACCGGCGAGAAGCCCUACAAGUGCGACCUGUGCAGCUACGCCUGCGCGCAGAGCUCCAAGCUGACGCGGCACAUGAAGACGCACGGCCGCAUCGGCAAGGACGUCUACCGCUGCCGCUUCUGCGACAUGCCCUUCAGCGUGGCCUCCACGCUGGAGAAGCACAUGCGCAAGUGCGUCGUCAAUCAGAACAAGAAGGGGCUGUUCCCGCCGCUGUCCGGCUCGCACGACGGCCUCGACUCGUACAAGGGCCUGCACUUCACGCCCGUCAUCAGCGACGACUCGUCCAAGUCGGGCGGCCUCUUCUCGCCGCACUUCACGGCCGCCGCCGCCGCCAACACCUCCAACGACGACACCGGCGACUCCUCCAACCUGUCGGGCCCCGGGUCUUGAGAUUGGGCCCCCGUGGUAGCGCCCCCUUUGCCGCCGCCAGGGACCCAGGGGCUCACCCCCCCGGCUCUGGGCUUCUCCAGAGCGGCUACUCACCCGUGGGUGACUUCGGGCCGCCCACCGCCGCCACUCUUACUUAGGGGAGUGUCUGGCCCUCUGGCCCCGACGGCGCCGCCCUGGCCCUCGCCCGUGGUGGCGCGCGCCCCUCUGACGCCCUCGCGAGCCCCUGCCCCGCCCACGUGACCACCGGGGGGGGCGGCAGGGCGGGUGGUGUAGCCCGCACAUUCCCACACCUCGCGUCACCUGACUUCCCAGUGAGCGGCGCCCCUCCCGCCCACGCGGACUUGGGCGCCUCAACAAGCUAGUCCUCUGUGUUGUGCAACGGUAACAGCAGCAGCAGCCAGGAGGGCAGCACGCGGACACUCAGCCUAUUGUUCCUAUUGAUGUUAUGUGUUGUGUAUUGUAUGUUGUCCUAACUUACCUGGUCACAACGGCGGUUCAUGGCGGCGCCGCGGCCCGAGUGCCACGGUGCCAAGUUCUUCGCGAGAGGGCCGCACAGCCGGGCCGCACAGCCGGGCCGCACAGCCGGGCCGCACCUCCCGGACACAGGGAGAGGAAAGGAAGCCGCAGACACCGAGACACGCCUCAAGACCAUCCAGAAUGCAAAUGUUCUUUUUCGAAUCUUAUUUUUUGACUCCUUGAUCAUUAUUAUAUUCCUUCGCUAAUUUAUUAUUAUUAUUAUUAUUAUUAUCAUUGUUAAUCUAUUCUUAGCUCAAACUCUAUAGUAUGAUUCAUUACAUUCUCCUCGGGAAUAGAUUCAUUUUGAUUUUUUCACACCACUUAAAAAAAAAAAGAAAAAAGAAAAAAAAAAAAAGUGAAAGAUACCUUAGCUCUCUCCUCUUUUUCUUCUUACAAGUUAUCAAAUCUAUUCUAUUAUUCAUUCUUUCGUUUCUUCUAUAUAUAUAUUUUUUUUUUAAUCAUAUUUGUUGUCUUCAGAACUAUAGAGAAAAAAAUUAAGGCGAUUCAGGCCAGUUUGUUGAUAUGUAAAUGUUUAUGUCGAAGGAGAUCUUUUUUUUCUAAGAAAGGUGAAAAAAAAUGUAAAAAAUAUAUAUAUAUAUGAUUAAUAAUAAUAGUUAAAAGAAAAGAAAAACAAAGGAUUAGUUAUUUGGUGCAGAGAUGAAUUUGAAAAAAAACAAACAAUUAUCCACCUCAGGGACGUUCACCGACGUAGAGGAAAUGGAAGAAGUGAAUAAAGAAGAAGAGAAAAACAACAACAAGAAAUAGAUGUUGUUAUCGAUUUUUUUUUUCUCUCUCUCUAUUCUUUAUCGGGGGAUUUUUAGGAAUGUAUUCAAAUGUUAUUGAGAAUAUUUGCCCUUUUUUUUCUUGAUUUGAAUAAUAAUUAGAUUUGAUUUUUUUUUAUUAUUAUUCAAUUAAAUCGUUGAUUACGUAUUUCAUAUACGGAAAUGGAUGGCUUUUAAUUAUUAUUUUUACUAAAUUGAUUAUUCUUCGGAUUUUCUUUAAAAAAAGGGAAGAAAAGGAUUUUUUUUUUUUUUUUUUUUUUAGGUGGGAGUUUUUCGUUUUUUUUUUUUUUUUCUCCUAUUUACCGGGCGAUAGAAAAUUGCACUUGAAGGAAAUGAGAGAUAGGAAGAAAAAAUAUUUUGAAAAAAAAAAACAACUUAUGUCUAGUACCUGUAAAAGAUUAAAAAGUAAUGGGGAAAUUCAUCUUAAUUUCCGAUUAUCUCAUUUUCUCUUAUUUACUCUUUCUAUCUCAAGUUCUAUUCAAGAAACGAAGUGUAUGUACGCAACAAACCGACGCUGGUCACAUCAGUAUUAUCUCUGUUCUAAUUUCAUCGUUCUGUUUACAUUCUAACUUUUUGCUCGCGUUUUCUCAGUCAACUUUCAUCCCACCCGCGAUGACGUCACAGCUGCCUCUGCCGUGACGUCACAGCUGCCUCAGCCGUGACGUCAUUAUGGCCUCAGUCGUGACGUCACGUUGAUGCACCGAGCAUGUUAUCCUCAUUUGUAGUGUUUUUAUUCUUUCUUUUUCUCUUUUUUUUUUAUCUUUCGUGGCUACAUUCCUUUUUUUUUUCUUCUUUAUUUUGUUAUUAUUGUUCAUUCACGUUCCGUGGCAUCAGAUAUGAUUUGUUAUUUUCUAUUUAUUUGGGUUUUAUCGAUUCUUUGACCUUUGUUUUUUUUUCAUCCGUUCACGAAUUCUGUGAUUGAAAAUAAAAAUUAAAAAUCAAAUAAAAACGCUAGAUAGUAUGUGCCAUACGGUCGAUAAUAGAGUUAGCCUUAUUUCCAUUUCAUAUUUUAUCUCUUUUUUUCUAAUAAUUAUGGUAAUAAUAAUAAAAUGACUACAGACUUCAUUAGUGAUAAUGAUAAUGAUGAUUGCUUCUAUCACCCCCCCACAUUUUCUUCACUACAAAGCAUUAUUAGUGUCCUGGGCUUUAAUUACCAAUUAUUUCAUUAAAUGUGGGCAGUAGGCCUACUUUUACAAACCAAAGAUUUUUAGACUAAGAUGCAACACCGUUACAUAUAUAUGUAUAUUUCCUCCCUUCCCCCCCCAACACGUUUUUUUUUUUUUUUUUUUUUUUUUUACAUUUUUUUUCCCUUUUUUUCAAAUCUUCGUCAAUUCGAUUUUUUUUUCCGUUUUCAAUUUUUUUUUUCCUUUUCGUUUUGACUUAUACUAUUAGGCGGGUUGCAUUUUGGAAGAGUUUCUCGAAACACUGUAAAUAUUGUAUAUAAGAUAGUUUAUAUUUGUAUAUGUACUGAUAGAUUAUAAACUGAUAUUGAACCUUAAUCCCUAAUUUGUACAAUCACGAACAUUAAGAGAAAAAAAAAUGAACAGUUAAAAAAAAAAUAUGAAGAAUCUCUGCACCAAAUAACAAUAUGAUUUUUUUUCCCGUUUUUUUAUUGUUAUAUCAAGUGAUUUAGGGAGAACAUCAGUUUUCAUCUCGUUCAGUAUUGUAUUAAUUUGUUCUAAGGUGUUCUAAAGUGUUAUUUUUUUUGUUCUAUUUGUGUUUACAUUGAUCUAUGGACGUGAUGUCAAGUGGCUAGAACUGUAACCCUUUUUAAAAAGUGUAUAUUGAUGUGAAGUGAUGUGAAAGAGAGAGACAAGAGAAAUAGUGAGAGAGAAAAUAGAGGAAAUUUUGGUCCGAUAUGUGAAGGAAAAUAAAUCCCACUUCAAGGUUUUUCUGUUAUGUUGUUUAUAAGACUUUUUUUUUCUUUUCAAUGGAGAAAAAAAAAUCUGUUGUGAAUCUGAGGAAAGAAGUGAGAAAAAAGAGAGAGAGAGAGAAAGGAGAUUGGAAAAAAAACUAACUUUUACUAAUAAUGGGAUUUUAUUUUCUGAAAAUCAAAAUAAGAUGGAAAAAAAAUAAAAUAAAAUCACAUACGUAAGACCAAGAUGUGUGUCAAAGAUAUGUCCAGUUACCUCACCAAUAUUCAGUCUAUCUCCUUCACCAUCAAUCAUCACUAUUUGUGCGGCAGGAAUAGCGGAAAGAGAGAAAGAGGGACAGAAAAAGGAAAGAAAAUUUUCCUCUAUUCUCCUACAAAAAAAAAACUAUCUCCCGGCGGAAUUGCAUGCAAGUGACAACGUUCUUGCAUGCGUUGUUGUGAGUGAUGGCGUUCUUGUAAGCAAAUUCGUGAAUCCGAACGAAGCCAGUUGACCAGAAAGGUUUAAGCGACAGGGUAUUUGCUGAGUCAAGCGUGCUGCCGAUACAAAAUGUUUCUAAUUUAUAUAUAUAAAUAUAUUUUCAUCUUCCUCCCCCUCCCCCCUCCAUUUUUUUUUUUUUUUUUCGUUUUUUGUUGGACUUGUUCGGGUGGAUACACACUGUAGGUUAGAUUUAGAAUGGUUGAGUAAAAAAAAAAGAUAAUAUAUAUAAAUAUAUAUGUAACAUGAUGCAGGGAAAUGAUAAUGAUAUUUAAAAAAAAAAACACUGGAAAUGAAAGUAAACUCCCUCCUUUUCUUUCAUUUAUGAUUUAGGUAUAAUUAUUUAUAUAUGUAUAAAAUGAGAACGUAACCCAUUUUGUGAACGGCAUUGCUGAUGUAAAAUAUAAAAAAAAAUAAAUGUCGUCUGGGUCGUUUAUCCAAUCAUUCAAGCUGGAGGGAACAACCUUAAAGUGUUCAACUUAACCAUUUAACCAUGUUCAAGGGUGUAGUUUACAGUGAACGAGAUCGGAUAACUGCCGACACAGGUUUUAGACAUAACAAAUUAUACAUACACAUGACACAGGUGUAGAUUAGUUAAAUAGACAAGUCCAUGAUAAGAAAACGUACAUACAGACACAUGAACAGAUCGCUGCUCGCUGUUUCCCUGCUCAUUCGAGGCUGAGAGAAAGAGAGAACGAAAGAAAGUGAGUGUGAGAGAGAGAGAGAGAGAGAAUUGCUGUGUGACAUCAUGUUCCAUAUUCUUGAAUUGGGGGAAAAAUAAAUCCCGUUGUUAAUUGUAUGCACAGUUUUUAUUGUAAUUAAGGUAGUACUGAAAUGAUCUUACUUGUAAAAAAAAACUGACUGUCACUGAUUUUUAUUAAUGUUGUUUACAGUCAUUGUGAAGCAGAACUCCUUCUUAGUGUGUUUAGAAGUGACUGAGGAAUCCCUUUGGCUUUACUUUACACGUGACCAAUAAACGCUUGUACCUGCUAUGGACGAUACGUGAACCUGUAGGGGAAAAGGGUGGGAUCCUACUAGAUGGUCUUCGAUCCCCUUUGUUCUCAUCCUCCUCCUCUUCCUCCUCCUCCUGCUCCUCCUCCUCCUCCUCCGCCUCCACCCUCAACCCUCCCCUUUAUUAAUCCUUCCCAUCUCCCAUUUGAUGGCGCUGGAGGAAAAAAAAGGUUCAAAAAUCUUUAGAGAAAGAGAGAGAGAGAGAGAGAAUAUGAGUGAGUGAGAGAAAGAAAGAAUUUUUUUUUUUUUCUUUUUUUUUUUUGCAGGCCAUUGCGAGAGUAAAUGCCCAUGAAGUUUCUACAGCUCAGACAAACCCGCGUGUAAAGAUGCUUUUUAUUGAUGGUGCAAACUUAUGUAGGAUUCAAUCAUGUACAGUCCCUCAAAUCCUCUACUGGCGAUAGUCACUUGUCUCCUUAUACGAUCCAACUCUACUACUAAACCUGACAAGCGGUGGAGGACUGUGCACUUUAUACUCUCAUCUAUUUAUUAGAAUACAAUUGGCGUGAAAAGAAUCUUUGUACAUGUAGAGUUGAAUAAAUGUAUUUAUCUUCGUCAAA